Amaranthus tricolor (Joseph's coat) is the source of this 1827-nucleotide messenger RNA. RefSeq lists its product as uncharacterized. Bases 242 to 1543 code for a protein of 433 amino acids. The transcript is spliced from 3 exons. NCBI's taxonomy places the organism in Eukaryota, Viridiplantae, Streptophyta, Magnoliopsida, Caryophyllales, Amaranthaceae. The record is from RefSeq and is a predicted model, not a curated record.
AAUCACAAUAUAAAAACGAGACGAAAAGAGAGAUUCAAAUAUUCAAUACAUGCCCUAUUCACCUAUUGGAUGUUCUUCACUCUUCGCACGGUUAAUAAAACCCCAACCAUCCUUUUCACACUCAAAUUCUUCCCUCUCUUUUAAACAAAUCAUUUUCUUUUCCAAUUCUACCUGAAAUUCACUCUCUGUUCUAUCUCUGUUUCUUAUUCUUCUCUGUUUUUCUUGUCUUUUUGGUGCUGUUAUGAGGACACUUUGCCCUAAUUUCGAUAAAGAAGAUGGACUUGAUACUGUUCUUGAAGUCCCAAUUCCUGAUGAAAUGUUUCCUUCUUCUAAAAAUAAAUGGCCUAAUAUGAUUUCUUGGAUGAAAACUAACCCUGCAAGAGUUUCUAAUAGUUUACCUUUUGCUGAUAGAAAUUCUCAGAUUCAACUUCUUCUUGGUGUUAUUGGUGCUCCUUUGAUCCCUCUUCAGAUUCCUUCUGAUCAUAAAGUUAGCAAAUGUAUUAAAGAUCACCCAAUUGAAUCUUCAAUGGCAAAAUACAUAGUUCAUCAGUACAUUGCUGCAAUGGGAGGUGAACACGCUUUAAAUUCAAUUGACAGUAUGUAUGCAAUGGGAAAAGUGAGGAUGAUGGCAUCAGAGUUUAGUAGUGGUGAAGGGUUAUCUGUAAAUAAUCCUAUAGGAGAUAAUGUUAAGGUUGUUAAAGCUAAAGGUAUGAAGAAUGGUGGUGAAGUGGGUGGAUUUGUUUUGUGGCAAAAGAAGCCAGAUUUGUGGUCUUUGGAACUUGUUGUUUCUGGUACUAAGAUUAGUGCUGGAAGUGAUGGGAAAAUUGCUUGGAGGCAGACACCUUGGCACAACUCUCACGCCUCCCGAGGGCCGCCACGACCUCUCCGGCGUUCAUUGCAGGGUCUUGAUCCACGAAUGACAGCGAACCUGUUCACAAAUGCAAUCUGCAUUGGAGAGAAAUUAGUAAACGAUGAGGAUUGCUUUGUGCUAAAGCUCGAAGCGAAUCCAUCAACACUAGAAGCAAGGAGCAACGGCAAUGUAGAGAUAAUUCGCCACACAGUUUGGGGAUACUUUAGCCAAAGAACAGGACUUCUUGUUCAACUAGAGGACUCCCACCUUCUAAGAAUAAAGACAUCUAAGAGUGAUAGCAUCUUCUGGGAAACAACCAUGGAGUCCCUAAUCCAAGAUUACCGAACAAUAGACGGUGUUAACAUCGCACAUUCCGGUAAGACUUUAGUCUCAUUGUUUCGAUAUGGGGAAAACUCCGAGAGCCAUUCAAGGACGCGUAUGGAAGAGGUUUGGUCUAUCGAAGAGAUCGACUUCAACAUCAAGGGAUUGUCGAUGGACUGUUUCUUACCUCCCGCGGACUUAAAGAAAGAGGAUGAAGGAUUCACUGGGGUAACACCAAAAAACAUAAAACCAGUUACUAAAACGCAGUUUAUUGCGAAGGCGGCUGCUAACACAAGGGUUAACACAGCCAAGGUUGCUUCUGUUGACGAUCAUCAUCCAGAGAAUCUGGAUCAUGGAACAGAAAGGAUGUGAUACAUAAGUUUUGUGCAUAUGAAGAACAAUGUUUCCGCGUCUUAGUGUAAUGUACAACCAUGACUAAAUACAGUACUUAGGAUUGCUCAUCAUAAUUUGAGCAUCUCAAUUGUAUAGUUCGUCGGAUAUUGUUUUAGUCACGACUGUACGUACAUAAGCGAUUUUAGCUGCUAGCUAAUAUACCAUUAUACUACUAUUGAUUUCCGAUACAAAUGGCUUUCUUUUAAGGCUUGUGUUUUUAUAGAGUCUUGGCCUCUCGGAAUUAAUGUGAUGUUUAAUUUGCA